Macrobrachium nipponense is the source of this 10323-nucleotide messenger RNA. Its product is annotated as zinc finger protein Xfin-like. The coding region runs from base 305 to 6742 and encodes 2145 amino acids. The record is from RefSeq and is a predicted model, not a curated record. Gene Ontology annotation, cellular component: nucleus. Lineage: Eukaryota; Metazoa; Arthropoda; Malacostraca; Decapoda; Palaemonidae. The transcript has 8 exons. Gene Ontology annotation, molecular function: DNA-binding transcription factor activity, RNA polymerase II-specific; RNA polymerase II cis-regulatory region sequence-specific DNA binding. Gene Ontology annotation, biological process: regulation of transcription by RNA polymerase II.
ACGCAAGAAAGGAAGGCAUGUCUAGGGGGGAACCGUAUCCGCAGGGAACAAUGCAUAUACCCCACAAAUAAAAGAUAUUACCUUACAUAGAUUGUCAUCUGUUCUGUGAUGUACAAUCAACAUAUUUCGUCAACGUGGGGUGAGCAGAAACCCUGAUAACGUGACUCAUAUCGUCCGCUGUUUUGUUUGGUGACGUCAGAAUACAGCGCAGACUAGUGAUUGGUUGACGACAUCAAGGCUUUCAAACAUGGCGGAUAUCCCUUUGUGAAGAAAGGCCUUCGGGUCUUAGUUAAAUAUUACAAAAAUGGCGAGUUCUGAAAUUCAAACAGGAGAAUCAGCCCGACAUAUUAAUCAAGGAAAUGAUGAGGCUGGUAAUCAUCAUUUAGUUGAGAUGUCUGGAGAUGCUGAUGUUGGUGUUGUUGGAGAAAUAGGUGAGGCUGAAGAAGUCCUAAAGGUGACUUCAGUAAUGUCUCAUAAUGGAGAUCAUCCAGGAAUGCAAGAUGAGGUGCAUUAUGUGACUACUGAUGAGACAGGGCAGGCAGUUACUAUUGUCUAUCCCCAGUCAACCAUACCUCUUUUAAGGGCAUCUGAUGGAAGUCUAGUAAACUUUGUAGAACUUCCAGGAGUUCAUGGCGAAUUGGAAUUAGAUCAAGGAGCUUUGAGUGGUGAAGCAGGAAUGAUUUUGCAACAGGAUUUUGCUGGUGAAGGGCCGGUCACAAUAGUAGCUGCAGAAGAUGCCAGUGAACAGUUUUCACUACUUAGCCAGGGUCAUGAGCAUUCAACUAUGACCAUGAGCAAUGGAGAAGGAACACAUACAAUCACAUACCUAACAGCUGCAGAGGAUGGUGUUGCUGGGUCACCCACUGCUAUACUAGGAGAACACUUGAUCCAGAUACCAGCGAAUGAUCAAUCAGGUUCAUCUCAUACCAUAACUUUACCAUUAUCAAUUUUAAAUGAUGGAUCAGGAGUUUCCAUUUUACAAGGAUUAAGUAAUUUACAGCUACCAUUGAUGAGUGAAACAGGGGAAUCUGUAACUUUGGCAUCAACAAUUGAUUCUGAACACAUAACAGUUAGUGGGAGAGAUGACUCUCAGAGUCAUGCAUUAUCAGAACUAUCGCCACCAGUAGUAACUACUUCUGUCAGCACAACACUAAGUAAUGCACCCUCUCAAAGUACAAAUCGGCGACCACAGUCUUUACUUGUUGCAUCUCAACUUUCUGCCUCAAAUAAUUCAUCAAAAUCUGCUACAUCUAUUAACAAUAAAGAGUCUCUUGUUUUCAAAACAAAUAAUAUUCUGAAUAAACAGGCGACAAACAACCAGAGUAAGAAGCUCAUUGGAACUGGUCCUAUGGCUAUUUCAGCCCAGGGAGUUGUUCAGAAAAUAGGUAACCGACUUGUUACAGUGUUACCCCGUCCAGAAGAUUUGAAGAGACUCCAAGACAGUAAGUCUUUGAUACUGAGUGUCAAAGGCUCUGGAGAUGUUAACAAUGAUUUUAAUGGUCUCAAAGGUCAAAGGACAAGAAGAGUGCCAGUUCCAGUAAGACCUCAUCAAAGAUUUGGCAGAAGGGGCAGGGGAGGGAAUCGAGGAAGGCCACCAAAUAUAAUAAAAGAAAUGAAAGAAAUGAAUUUUCAAAAUGAUGCCACCAGAUCCAUUUCAUUAUUGAAGAAAGACAUUCACAAUUCAGUUCUUUUAGGUGAAAUGCCUGUUGAGAAUAAUUUUGGUGCCUGUGUAAAGAUAGAAGACACAAAUGAUGAAGGAAUUGUAGUGGAUAUGACACUCCCUGGUGGCUCACCAGCUUCAGCAGUGUUAGUCAAAGGACCACCUGAAGAUGAUGAUUAUACAUUACCAGAAUUUAGUGUCCCAAUGCCAAUUGUUUCUCGUCGUGGGCGUCGUAAAAAAAGAGGAAGAGGGAGGCCUAGAGGAACUUAUGUUAUUUCAUCUACUGGCCGAAGACCAGGAAGGCCAAGAAAAGUGGAAACCUUACUUGAAGGACCUCAUGGAGCUCGAAUGAUUCACACUGGUCCAGAUACACGUUUAGAUGGUGAACUUAAUGAAGGUAAUGAGUUGCCAACAGAUGUUACAUCUAUUGAAUUAGCUGGCAUUGAUGUCAGUGAUGGAUUAGAGGAAAUGCAGGUGUUAGAUAUGGGUAAUCUGAAACAAGAACCAAUCGAUAUUCAGCCCAAGAAGGAGGAUGUCAUAGAUCCCAAUAAAAGAAAGCUCCCCCCAAGAAGACGUGGAGCAAGAUAUGAAAAAAUGAUUCAAGCCCUUGUGAAAUCAGAAUAUGAAGAUGAUUUCUCUAUGGAAGAAGAAGAUUUUUCCCCUGACUACCUAACACAUCGUAGAGCUCCACCUGUAGCUAAGGCAAAAGGAACAUCAGGACCAGGUAAAAGAGGUCGUCCAAGAAAGAAUUGGCCUGCUCCAGUAGUUACAGAAUCAAUAAAGCUUGAGCCAGGGAUUGCACAGCAUAGCAUCAUGGAUGGGACUACAGAAACUACCCACAUCACUGAUGUUGCUCAUGAAGAUCUUAUGACAACAAUGGCUGGAGUUGAAUUAAGUGGCUCUGAAAAACAUAAUCUUCUAAUCUCCUUCCAAAAACCAGAAACAGGAGAGAUGGUGAUAACCAUGUUGCCACCUCCUCCUGGGGCUGAACGCCAGCAAGAAAUUCCAGAACAAACAACAGAGGGGACACAAACAGAAGAUACAGAUCUUCCAUUAGAUGAAUUAGGAAUCAAUGGCCAUAAGUGUGAGGAAUGUGGAGAAAUCAUCCAGUUCAAGCGAGAUUACAUCCGACACUUAAGACAGAAACAUGACCUUCGACCUUUUGAAUGUGAUCAGUGUGGUAAGACAUUUACAUCAUAUGCAGCUCUUGAUUCCCAUCACAAAAUGCAUGGUUUAGAAAGGCCACACAGAUGUGAUUAUUGUGGAAAGGGAUUUGUAGACCCAUCACACUUGAAGACCCAUAUUUUGACACAUACUGGAGAGCGGCCCCAUAAGUGCCAACAGUGCUUCAAAACCUUUGUUCAAGCUUCUCAGCUUAAGAAGCAUUUAGCCAUUCAUGAGGAAACUCAUCAGUUUAGAUGUUCAGUUUGUAAUCGAUCAUUUGCACACCGAGAUACUUUGUACACUCACAUGAAAACUCACACUUCCAAUAGACCAUUUAUAUGUGAUAUUUGUAGUUUAGGUUUUGUGACUAGCAGUGGUCUGAAUCGUCACAGAAAGGUUCAUAAAAGAUCCACAGAUCCUGUUCAGAAUGUGGUAGAUGAACUGAAAUGUGGUGUAUGUCAAGCAAGUUUUACAUUUAAAAGAACACUGACUAAGCAUUUGAAUAUGGUACAUGGUGAUGGUACUCUUAUUAAAGAGGAGAAUGAAUCUGAUGGUACAAAAGGAUUUCAAGAAGAAGAGGGAUCAAUUGUUGAACAACUGCAAGAGCAACUUAAUGAGGGAUAUGCUCCAAAAACAUCUGAAUUGUAUGAUGAACCUAAACAAUCAGAAACUUUAGAAAGCAGAUACCCAACAAAUCCUUUCAAAUGUGGUAUUUGUGAAGAAUCUUUUACAGAUGUUGACAUUUUGUGUGAUCAUUAUACGAACUGUCACACAGGUGAGCAAGAAGUUUACUGUGACAUUUGCAGUGUAGGAUGUGCCACAGAUCAACAGUUAGACCAGCAUAAACAGUUGCAUAUUAUUGAAGAGGAGCAGUCCAUAAUACAGACAACACCUACUGAUGAAUAUCCAUUUGUUUGUAAUGUUUGUGGGAAGAGCUUCAGGAAACAACAAGAACUCAUUCGUCAUCGACGAGUUCACUCUCAGGAUAGGAACUACAAGUGUGAUUUAUGUGGGGCAGGGUUCCCCUUAAAAUCUGCUCUAGAUAAGCAUGUAUUAGUUCACACUGGAGAACGUCCAUUUAAAUGUGAUGUUUGUCUCAAGAGUUUUCGUCAGAGUGCAGCAUUAGUUAGACAUAAAUUAUGGACACACAGGUUGAAAAAUCAAAACAAAUGUGAACUGUGUGGGAAAACCUUCUUCACUCCUGCCCUUCUCACAUACCAUCUUGACAGCCACGGUGAUGCAGGUGAAACUGUUAAAUCACGACUAGCAGAAGCCGCAGAAAAUUUAGAUUCUUCAGUUGAUGAACUGCCAAGUGAACAACAAAACAGUAUUGGAGACAGAGGUAUUAAAGACAUUGGUGAAGACAAUGGUCAUAAGUGUGAGUAUUGCAGUGAAAGCUUUCAAUCAUAUGUUGCACUUCUGACUCAUAAAUUAACUCAUAAACUUUCUGCAUCUUACAAAUGUGAUUUAUGUCACAGAACUUUCCGUGAAAAACGAUACUUGCAGAAACAUAAACUGACCCAUAAAGGAGUUAAGAGUUGGAAGUGUGACAUCUGCAAGAAAGCAUUUGCAACCAAACUUACAUUAAUUAGACAUUCUCAUGUACAUUUAAGAGAAGCACUUAGACCAGGUCCAGAACUUCCUUAUAUUCCAGAAGAGGAGGAGGAAGGUGGUGAAGGAAUCAGUGGGAGCACUCUUCCUGCAGUGCUGAAGUGUGAUGAAUGUGGCAUUGACUUUGCUCACAAAAGUCAUUUUGUACGCCACAAACUGCUUCAUUCAGGCACACCACUUUUGAAAUGUGGGCUGUGUAACAAGCUCUUUGUUCAUAAGAGUGAUAUUAUACGCCAUAAAGUUAUGCAUUCAUUCAUGUUUACUUGUGAUGUGUGUGGCCGUAAUUUUCAUAAAAGGUCAUUAUUUGUCAUGCAUAAGAAGAAGCACAUUGAUGAAAAACCUUUCAAGUGUGAAUGUGGAAAAAGUUUUUCUACCAGUGGUAAUUACAAUACACAUCGUCGUAUCCAUAGUGGUGAGAAGCCAUACAAAUGUGAUGUAUGUGAUUACAGGUGUUCACAGAGUGGAAGGCUAUUAAAACACAAACGUAUGCACACAGGAGAGAAACCUUACCAGUGUGACAUUUGUGGGAAAUACUUUGCUAAUGCAGAAUCUGUUAAAAUACACAUGCGCAUACAUACAGGUGAACGUCCUUUCAAAUGUGGAAAUUGUGGUAAAACAUUUAUAAACAACAGUAGUCUUAAUCAACACAUGAGAGAUCAUAUUCGAGAAGAAAUGUUCAAAUGUGACAUGUGUAACCACAAGUUUAGAAGGGAGCAUCAUCUUACAAAGCAUCGGCAGUUUCAUCACCUACAACAGCAGUAUCAAAAUGUUAGUAUGGGUUUGGAAUCAGAUGCCAAUGUUGAAGCUCACCUCUAUAUGUGUGAAAUAUGUGGGAGGGUAUUUGAUAAAAAGAAGUAUUUAUACACACAUCAUAAUGUUCAUUCCCGCCAGCGAAACUUCCCUUGUACAUAUUGUGGUAAGCAAUUAGCAUCUCGGCUUGCUCUGAAAAACCACAAUCUCAUACACACAGGUGAAAUGCCUUACAAAUGUGAUUUUUGUGAAAAAGAAUUUCGCAGUUCCUCUAAUUUGAAAAGGCAUGUACGAACACACGUUACUCAGGAUGCAUUGCGAUGUGAUGUUUGUGAUGAAACUUUUUACAGUCCGGAACUUUUAAAUCAACAUAAAGCAAACCACAUGCAAGGCAUGAUGAUGAUGAAUCCAAGUGUCGAUGGUGUAUCAGCAUCUGGUAAUUCACCUCAUUUAUAUGUAUUUGAGACUGUAGGGGAAGUAAGUGAAGCUAUGGAGUCAACUCAACAGCUUUUAGUUGAUAAUCAACAGCAGUUUCUAGUAGAUAGUUCACAACCACUCUUAGUGUUCCCAGAGCCAACAAACACACCAUAUUCAGAAUUGCCAGAAACUGCUGAUCCAGAUCCUGAGCCAGUUACUUCAGAUCCUCUGUCUGAGGCUGAAGUGGUGAUGGUGCAGGACAUGAAAGAUGAACAGCAAGACGAGGAAGAAGAACGUGCAGUAGAGAAACCAUUUAAAUGUGAGGUUUGUGCUAAAUCAUUUGCUAAAAAGCAGUACUUGACCAAACAUAAAUACCGACAUAGAGAAGUUAAACCUCAUCCUUGUGAUAUAUGUGGGAAAAGAUUUGCUCAGAAGUUUGAGGUGGCAGUUCACAAGAUAAAACACACGGGUGAACGACCUUAUCAGUGUGAUAUAUGUCGUAAGCCUUUCAGAAGCAAAGUCAACUUAUUGAAUCAUAAAAUGCGUCAUACAGGAGAAUACCCUUUCUUGUGUUCUGUUUGCCGUAAAGGGUUUUCAACCCAACUACAACUUGAACGACACGUUAGUCUCCACACAGGUUCUCAUCCUUAUAAGUGUGCACUGUGUCACAGAGGGUAUACUCAGCGUACUAAUCUCAUAAAGCAUUUAUCUAAGCACCAUGAUAUUGAAGAUCCAAGUCAGAUAGAAACUGUAAACUCACUUGAAAAUGAAGAGGCAGUUGAAAAUAUGGAAGGUAUAGAGGAAGGAGAGGAUGAGUCUGUGCUGUCUACAGUACAAGAAGCUACCUUGGAUGGAAGAAAUGGUGGUCGGCCUGCAGUUGAAGAAGCAGAGCAAGCUGCUGCUGCCAUUGCUAUGGAUGAAGACUUGCUCAGCUCAGAUGACCAGCAAGCUGCAUACUCUGUAGUAGAAGUCCAUCCUGAUUACCUUAAAGAUUUCUUAGCUGGACAACAGGUAGUAGCUACUCAUGAAAUGGACCCAAAACUCUUCCAAUCUAUCCUUCAAGUACGUGCUGCAGGUGAUGACAGUGCAGCAAUUUCUGAUGGACAGGCUGUUGUCCACGUGUCCACAAUUGACGAUUAAGUUUUUAAUAAUUCUUGUUCAAAAGUUAUUUUUUUGAACUGAUAUUUUAUGCCUGAAAUGUUCAUAUUUUAUCUGUGAAAUGUUGGACAUAAUGUGUGUUGAAUAUAGCAAUAAGCUUUUUGUUUGUGGAAUUUAUUUUUGUAACUUGCAUAAGUAAUUGAGUUGUAUGUAAGGAGCUUUAAUUUUCUGAUAAAACAUUUACAGUAUUUUUUGCUUAUGUUUUAAAAACAUAUACAGUAUUUUCUGCUUAUUUGUUAUAUAAGUUAUGAAUUGAAUUCCACUCAGUAUUCAUAAGGAUUUCUUGUUAACCAGCAAUGCUGGAAAAGACUAGUCAUCAAGGACUAAUAUUUUUUUUACAAACUUGCUGAAAUUAUUUGAGAGAUUUUGCACUUAACUGGCACCAUUUUUUGCUUUUUUUGACAUGAGGGAAUCUUGGAGAUAAUUCAGAGCAAUACCAAAGAACUGUUUAGGUGUCCUUUAAAUUCCCAUGUAGAUCAAUAAUGAUUUGGUUAUAAUCUAUCAUCAUUCUUGCUUGUACUGUGUAUGUAGUCCUGAAUGGUCUAAGUUGUUCUUUACAAUUCCCUGCUACUUCCAAGGAAGUUAAAGUGCAUUUCCAUAAUACCUCUACUUACCUUUUACCUGUACUCAGGUUUUGAUGACAAUAUAUACUACUAGAUAAAAAUUGUAUGGAGAUGUGCAAAUUUAAUGUUUCCUUUGUGCAUUUUUAAAGUAAGAUUUACUUUUAACAUCCAAAGUGCACAUUGUGUUGGAAGAUUCAAUUUACCAUAAUUUUACAAGGAUGGUGGAGGAGAGGUACCUCAUCAGACUUAUUGUCUUGUUUAUACCAGGUGCCAAAUUAGCAGAAAAUUAUUUAAAAAUUGUAGCUUACAGUGUGUAUGUGCAACCAGUUUAUCAUUCCUGUAGGACUUGAUAAAAGUGCAUAUAAAAAGAGAUACUGCUCUUUAUUUUGACUUUAAAUUUUAAAGAGUCCAGUAUGUUUCGAAAUAUAAAAAAAUAGAACAGUAAAAAAUGCCUUAGGAAAAUAAAGCAUUAGUUAACUCAUGCUGUCAGACAACAAUGUCUUUUGUAGUGUUUUUUUGUUAGUUGGCGGUCAUUCUUUAUUUUCUCAAUGAAUUCUUUCUGAUGCAAGGCACAAUUGUUCUUGGAAAAUACAUAAAUUUUACUAUGUCAUUAUACAUAACCAUUACAAAAUCCUUACAUAACAUGUUUUAGAUGUGAAUACAAUGUCCAUUUUCUUUUAAGUAUACUGUAUGUAAAUGGAAAAUAGGAAAGAAAGAAUGCUAUGUUUGCAAUUCUGGUUUUAUACUGCAAGAUAUUUAGCCAUGACAUAUCCUUGUAAAGUAAUACAUCUUUUAAAUAAACCUUUUGAAUCGGUCUAUGUACAAUGCAUGGAGUUUAUGAUCCAUUUAAGCAUUUAGAGUUAAUUAGCCUUCAAGCUUAUGAUUUAUAACUCUCAACAGCCAAGCAUUAUUCUAAUACAAUGCUUUUCAUUAGUUUACCUAAUAAUGUCCCAAAUUAUCUGGCAGCUUUUAACAAAUUACAUACUUAUACAGGAAAAUAAUUCAGAUUUCCCAUAAAUCUGUAUCAAACAAACCAUUGCCUUUGAUAGCGCUACCUCAAUUUACUUGGAAGUUAUUCUGUUACCUAGGUGGUCAGAUAUUUCCUCUUUGUAAAGUGAAGAUCCCUUAACUGAAAUUCAUGGCUUUGUACAUUUUUUAUGUAUUUUUGCUGUCUUUGUUAAUGUGUUAUUCUUAUUUAGCAAUAUCUUUUUACAUUAUCUAGGCAAUUUUCUACUGCUCUCAACAACAAUUCAUUGUGUCUGAGGUGAACACGUGAAUUUUUUUACCUUAAACAACAUCUAUUGUACAAUCCAUAGCUAAAUGUCAAACUUCGUCCCUAACAUUUGCAGAUACAUCCACUCUGCAACAAAGCUUCAUGCUGAAUAGGGCAAGAGAGAGGUGUAUGUGUUAUCCUUUUUUGUGGGGUAAUUUCUCACAAGCAAGAUUAACAGAGUAGCUUUCAUUCUUUUCUUUGUAGUCUUUCACUUCUGAAUGAGGCAUAAAGUUAUCAUCUAAGGCAAUGGUUUGCGUACAAAAUAAGCUUUUAAAAGCUUUACAAUUAUCCCAUACACUGGCUACAGUAAGUACUGUACUGAGUAUGUGAUGCCCUAUAGUCAAGUGUGACAACCAAAAUGCAUCAAAAUGUUACUCUUGUACAAGGAAAUUUCAUUGGGUAUGUAUUGUAGAGGGACAUACAUACAAUCCGUGGGAUUGUGGAGUAGGGUGGCCUGCUCCUUUCUCCUCUAGUUUUGACUCCCAGCUAUAUGCUGGUGGUCCUCAUUUACAGCUGAGUCAAUUGCUGAACAUAAAAUGUGAGCAAUUAUCAAAAAACCUGUUGUAUUUCUCUUCAUAUACAACACUGAAAGGCUGUUUAGUUCCAUGUUCGCUACAUGUGACAUAUCUCUACAAGGGCAAUACUUAAUUGCAUUAGGUAAUAACAUCUUUCUACUUUUCUUGUUGGAAGUUGUAAAUUGCAAGUUUUAUGAAGUUACUCCUUUAAUGGAUAAGUGAUGCUGACAGUGGACUAAGUGAUUUUCAAACUUACCGCACUCAAAAUGAAAGUAAUUACAAUCAUUCUUGGUGCACUUAAUUACAUUCAUCUUUUGUUUUUACUUGUAAUGUUCUUGUAGAACAGUAAAAUUUGUAUGUAUUGGUUUUAUCCAAAUUUGUCCUUCAAUAAACAAAUAAUUUCCCUUCACUUGAAGAGUAUACAAUAUUAUGCUUAAAAAUCAUAAUUUUUUUUCUGUUUACAGAAGUGUAAGUUCACAGUGAAAACUUCAACAUGUAGUAAAUGUAUACUAUUUCUUUAUGCUGUAAGUCAGCAAAAUUAUGACUUAUGCUGCAUAACUAUCGUUGCAAGUAAAACUAGCCAGUUUUAGUUUGAAGGUCAUUUUCAUAUAGCAACAAGAUUUUAUUACAUUUUCUAAAUAAAAGAAAACAGAAAAACCAUUGUGAACUAAGCUUGGGAUGCUGUUCUCUACAUGUUUUAGUCUCUUUAUAAUGAACUGCUAAGGUCAUUAAAAUAAAGAUUGUAUAUAUCAUUGUAAAUUGUGCCAAAAUUUCCUGCUUUAAAGUAACUCUGUUGUAAGAAAGGUCAUUGAGACUGUUCAUUAUGGGCAAUGCAACACAAUGGUUAUAUUGUAAACAGCUCCGUGAAAGUGAAUGGCAAGUACACUUGGUGUUUGAAGCAACAGAGAAACUUGAAGACAGUCCUGUAUAUACUGUAAUUACUGCUAAGUCUGUAUAGAUCAUAAAAUUGUAUUAAUAUCACCGAUUAUUUUUACAGGUAUUUCAUGUGAAUAUGUUACUGUGAAGAUCCAGCAUCUUCCAAUAUUUUCAUGACAUCUUUCAGGUGAUGCUAACUUUUUUCUGUUGCUGGAAGAGUACAUUUGUAUUUGUAUGUACCUGUACAUGUAUUGCUAAGUAAUGCAUUAUCAUUUGAUGUGUAUCCUUAUAAAAAUUUUCUAUUGAUGGGAAAUGUAAUCUUUAAAAAUUCCAUAU